CAAAACACAUUUCAAUGCACUUUAAGGGCUAUGGUUAUGGGUGUUAAAUGGAGUACAAUUUUUUUCUCUCUCUUGAAGCAGCCUGUUUCUGAAGAAUGGCAUUGAGUGACCUCCUUUAUCCAGAUAAUCCCAAGAGAAAGCAAGAACUGAUCCAGCUGCAUCAGCAAUUGCUUGACUGUAUGUCCACAAAUUUCCAUGCAACAAACGAGCUGGUUGGAGUGCUGAAUGAACACCUGGGCUGUACUAUUACCCCCAUCGAGAUGCGAGAGAGCAGUACAGUCAAGGAAAACUGUGAAACUAUCAUUCAAGUCAUGAGUGAGAUUCAGCAUCAAGUGCAGAAGAUUGAUAGUGACAUGAAGGAAAAGCUGGAGCCAGUGCUGUACCAAAAGUUAUAUGACAUCAAAGAGCCCGAGCUGGAGAAAAUUGCAAUAGCCCAGAGAGUUUUUUCCAUUAUUUUUGGAGAAGCAACUUCAACAGCUGCAAUGGUAGCUAUCAAACUUCUUAGCUCCAAUCAUUUAACUCUCAGUGUGAGCAAGCUCAUUGGUCUCCUUGCGCAAAUUGGGGCAUCUGUUCUCGGGGGAGUUAGUAUUACCAUUAUUGGGCUUGGCCUUGAAAUGAUUCUCCAUGCCAUCCUGGGAGCCAUGGAGAGGAGUCAGCUUCUGACAGCUGUGAGAAGCUAUGAGGAGCACCUGGCUGAGUUUAAAGCAGCCUCAGAAAAGUACCAGCAAGCCAUACAUGAAGUAACUACUUUGGUGAGACAGCAAGUUCAGUAAAUGAAGCUGGAGUUCUCUUUUCUGCUGUGACAGUAGCUGCAGCAGCUAUGCCUGCAGAAACCUUUUUGAUUUAUUACGAUAAAUGAAACUACUGAUGGCUUUUUAUUUUCUUAUUUGUGGCAGCAGAACAAGAAAAGUGAAUUCAGGAAACUGGCACUGAAUAUGAAUAGAAAACUGGUUUACAAGGGUUUCGGGGGGAGCAGUGUUUCAAAUAGUUUGCAUCUCUCUUUAAGCUUAUUUUCUGGGAAGCAUUAUAGGUAACCUUGAAUUGUAAUUCAUACUAGAGACAAUAAUACAGACUACUGGACCAGUAGUGGUAAGAAAGAGUGUUUCUAUAUCAUAGAUGACAACACAGUGGAAGAAAACAAUUUCAACAAGGCAAUUCAUGCCAGAAUCUGGAGGCUUUAUAAAGACAUCUGUGGUUGCUAAACUCUUAGUGUGGAUUAGGGCUAAACCUGGUAAACUGAAUUCCCUGUUCAUUACAAAGACUAGCUGAAGCAUAUUUAGCUGCUAUUUUCUGCCCUCCUAAGGAGCCAGCCAGAGAUCUACUUUAAAUAAACUCUAAUCCCAGUAGUUUGGCAGGUAAGAGAAGCCUGGGCCUGCACACAAACACACACAACCUUGCUCCACAAUGGAGAGAAAUCAUCUGCUGUGCUCCGGGUGUGCCUGGCCAUGAAUAACCUGUUAUGCUGGUAAUGCUCUGCUCCUGCCAACCCUCAUUGUAAAAAUUUCUGUGCAAAGUUGCUCUUUUGUUGAUUGAAGUGGGAUUAUGCACAUGUACAAGUGCCUUUAGGAUUGCAGCCCUAUUAAUGUACUAAAGUUACUUUCAAGUGCUUAACCUGAUCCCACCAGUG
Messenger RNA from Prinia subflava (tawny-flanked prinia), 1627 nucleotides. It is a transcript of the gene SMCO3, whose product is annotated as single-pass membrane protein with coiled-coil domains 3. Bases 96 to 773 code for a protein of 225 amino acids. NCBI's taxonomy places the organism in Eukaryota, Metazoa, Chordata, Aves, Passeriformes, Cisticolidae. The record is from RefSeq and is a predicted model, not a curated record. The transcript has a single exon.